This is a messenger RNA of Colletotrichum lupini, 429 nucleotides long. RefSeq lists its product as uncharacterized. The transcript is spliced from 5 exons. Lineage: Eukaryota; Fungi; Ascomycota; Sordariomycetes; Glomerellales; Glomerellaceae. The coding region runs from base 1 to 429 and encodes 142 amino acids. The record is from RefSeq and is a predicted model, not a curated record.
AUGGCCACCCCCUCCACAGCAAUCGUCCUCGUGGACCCCUACAACGAAUUCCUCCACCACGAGGGCAAAAUCUACCCCUGGGGCGCGGAGAUCUUGGAGGGGCUUGAGCCGGAUGUGGUGGGGAACGGGGACGUUGUUGCGAGCCGGCAUUGGAAUAAUAGCGGGUUUGCCAAUACCGAUUUGAACUAUCAGUUGCGACAGAGGGGUGUUACGCACCUCGUUAUGGCAGGCAUGAUUGCCAAUACCUGUCUUGAAGCCACGGCGCGGGACGCGAGAGAGCUUGGCUUCCAUGUUACCCUUUUAUCCGAUGCGACUGCUGGCUUCAGCACUGAGGCGAAGGAUGCCGCGACGAACCUCAUCUGGCCGUUGAUUGUGGAGAAUGUCACGACGGUUAGAGACUGGGUUCUUGAGAGUGAGUCCAAGGCCUGA